AUGAAGAAGUUCCAACUCACCAGGCAAAACUACUUAAAAGCCAUAGAAUUCCUCACUAAUAAGUACGGUAAUCCUGAAGAACUCAUUCGCCAGCUCCUCAGAAAGAUGGACAAAAUCUCCCUUCACUCGUCGUCCAUACACGAGCAACGCAGACUAUUGGAAGACAUAGAAGCCAUCAUAGGCCAAUUAGUGCAAAAAGGUGAAAAUGUCGACAAUCAGUCCAUGUAUCAAAAGGUUCUUUCGAAAUUUCCAGUCGGGAUCCAACGUAAAGUUAUUCACAAAAAGAUCACUUCUCCCGACGAACCCUUCACCAUGCAGCAGCUUCUAAAAUAUUUUGAAGUGGUUAUAACCAGCGAGGAACAG
Molecule: messenger RNA, 363 nt
Organism: Angiostrongylus costaricensis
Lineage: Eukaryota; Metazoa; Nematoda; Chromadorea; Rhabditida; Metastrongylidae
Source: the annotation of a GenBank genome assembly